GUUAUAUACGCAAAAAUUUCAUUAACUCUAUACAUAAAUGGACCCAUCUUCAUUCAUUCUUCAUCCCCAAGUCUCCCCCAAACCCUUGAACAAUCAAUCAAUGGGGCUCUCAAAUGGCCUCAGUGAAGCUCCAACAAACUCAAUCCCACUCCUUCUCAUCAUCGCCGCCGCCGGAUGGAUCUCCUCCAUAGUCCGCUGCCUCCGCCUCUUCUCCUCGCCGUCUUCCUCCUCCUCCGCCAUCUCGGCAUCACACGGUCUUGCUAGCCUCAUCGCUCUCGCCGAAACCCUCAACUCUUCUCGUCCUUUCUCUUAUGACGCCUCCGGCGAGGAUUGCCUCGUUUGCCUCUCCGGCCUUGAGGCUGGAGAUCGUGUUCGGAGACUCGCAUGUGGCCAUGUUUUUCACUGUGAUUGCUUGGAUGGAUGGCUUGAUGAGAUGAAUCUUAGGUGUCCUUUGUGCCGUUCUUCUCUUGUCUCUUCUCUUCAGCAUUAUCAUUAACUCCUUUGUGUGUGUGUGUGUGUGUGUGUGUGGGUGGGGGGAAUGGUUUAAACUUUUCUUUUUUUUGUUUUCUUUUAAUUUUUAUGUAGUAUUUGUUUUUGUUUUUAGUUUUUGUGGCUGUGAGUUUAUGUAUGUUGAGGAAUAGGAAACAUGAAAUAUUGGGGUUAUCUUUUUCAA
Messenger RNA from Dioscorea cayenensis subsp. rotundata (Guinea yam), 673 nucleotides. Its product is annotated as E3 ubiquitin-protein ligase RHA2A-like. Bases 38 to 496 code for a protein of 152 amino acids. NCBI's taxonomy places the organism in Eukaryota, Viridiplantae, Streptophyta, Magnoliopsida, Dioscoreales, Dioscoreaceae. The record is from RefSeq and is a predicted model, not a curated record. The transcript has a single exon. Gene Ontology annotation, molecular function: ubiquitin protein ligase activity. Gene Ontology annotation, biological process: protein ubiquitination.